AAGGAAUAGGUCUAAUCUGAUGGUGACAGCUGACUGCCUGAAUCUUAUCUCUACCAAAAUUAUGCUGCGGAAACAACAUUCUAAUCACAUAUGUCUGUUAUAAGAGAGAUUAACCUUAUUAUGAUCAUGCCAGGUCACUGCCACCUCCCCGUUAUCAUCGUCAACUUUGUUUUUGCUUUUAACAAACGCCACCACCAUCACCCCGCUGAGACAGAUUUUCUAGCUGCUUCAAUCAAUCAUGGAUAACCCCAAAAGCAACGGCCGUGAUUUUCCCUCCGACGAUCAUGAUUACCUAUCAGGAUUCGGCAACACCUUCGAAUCAGAAGCCAUUCAUGGAGCUUUACCACGUGGACAGAACAGCCCUCUCAUAUGUCCUUAUGGUCUUUAUGCUGAACAGAUUUCUGGGUCUUCUUUCACUUCCCCUCGCAAACUCAGUCAACGCAGUUGGCUAUAUCGAAUUAAACCAUCUGUUACACAUGAACCAUUUAAGCCACGGGUUCCAAGUCAUGGAAAGAUAGUCAGUGAAUUUGAUAAAACAGAUAGUUGUACAACAACACCAACUCAGCUUAGAUGGAAGCCUGUUGAUAUUCCUGAUUCUCCCACCGAUUUUAUUGAUGGGUUGUUCACUAUUUGUGGUGCUGGUUCUUCAUUUCUUCGCCAUGGAUUUGCUAUUCACAUGUACACUGCUAAUAAGUCGAUGGGUAAUUGUGCUCUAUGCAAUGCUGAUGGUGAUUUCUUGGUUGUUCCCCAAGAAGGGAGGUUAUGGAUCACUACUGAAUGCGGAAAGCUGCAAGUCUCUCCUGGUGAAGUAGUUGUUUUACCUCAAGGGUUUCGUUUUGCUGUAGAUUUGCCAGAUGGUCCAUCACGUGGUUAUGUUGCUGAGAUUUUUGGUACCCAUUUUCAGCUUCCUGAUCUUGGACCAAUAGGUGCUAAUGGUCUUGCUGCUCCAAGGGAUUUCCUUGUUCCCAAGGCCUGGUAUGAGGAGGGUCCUUGUCCAGGAUACACUAUCAUACAAAAGUUUGGUGGAGAACUAUUUACUGCAAAACAGGAUUUCUCUCCUUUUAAUGUAGUUGCCUGGCAUGGUAAUUUUGUUCCAUAUAAGUAUGAUCUCAAAAAAUUUUGCCCCUAUAAUACUGUUUUGAUUGAUCAUAGCGAUCCAUCAAUAAAUACAGUUCUGACAGCUUCAACUGAUAAACCUGGUGUGGCAUUGCUUGAUUUUGUCAUCUUUCCUCCUCGAUGGUUGGUUGCUGAGCAUACUUUCCGACCUCCAUAUUACCAUCGUAAUUGUAUGAGUGAAUUUAUGGGCCUGAUUUAUGGAGGAUAUGAGGCAAAAGCUGAUGGGUUUGUCCCAGGUGGUGCGAGUCUUCAUAGCUGCAUGACUCCACAUGGUCCUGAUACCAAGACAUAUGAGUCUUCCGUGGUGGCAAUCACUUCUUAAGCAUACGAAUUUGCCAGGUGUCGGAUGCAUGAAGAAGAAGAAGAGUGCCUCGGAAGUACUAAUUUGCACUCAAACACAAGCGAACAUUUGCUAAGGUGACUGCAUCCUAAUUUUUUCUUUGCACAAUUACAAUUUGAGGAGAGGGAAGAGGUGGGUCUCAAACUCAAGACCCACCCUGGGCAUAAACGCCUGUAGUCACCAGGCUACAUGUCUGGUGGUUAAGGUGACGGCAGCUAAGGUGUCAAACGGAGUGACCAUGCAUCAUUGCAAUUACACCAUAAGCUGCGGUUGGCAAAUUUACUCAGGAAUGUGAUUGUGAAUUGAUUAGAUUAAUACAUUGCUUGAUGAUAGAAAGUGCCCUAGAAGGUUUUCCUCUAGGAACCUCCGCAAAGCCCUUUUUAGUACAUUAACCUUGGAGUUGGCAAUUGAGUGUUUAAUUGAGAACUUUUUUAUUAAAUAGGAUAUGGCCUAUAAGUUGAAAUAUCAUGUAUUGGACAUGUUGAAUAAAAUCUCACGGCAAAAAAUAUUUAAAUAUCAUAAUAAUACAAAUUGAGAUGUCUAUUAGAUUAAAUCAAAAGUUAAAUUAUUAAAAUGACCAAAUAGUCAAAGUUUAAAUAUCUAAAUAUGCAUUUAGCUUAAGUUUUUCUUUAAGCAUUUAACUCAAAAAGAGUACCAUUUUCAUGGCUGCUAUGUAUUCAUAUUCUUUUCAUUUAUUUUCAUCUUAAGGUAGAAUUUGGUUUCAUUGACAAAUUAAGAUGUGUUUUAUUAAAGAUAAAAUGUACCAUAAAAUUAACUUGAUUGAAACAUAGAAGGAGAUGCACUGCUGCAAGGGGGAAAACAAAUUAUGUCAUGCCCCCAGGUUCACAGAGCAUUGUGAAUCUAGGUCAUUUAUUAGCCUGAAUCAUGUGCUGAAGUAAAGUUUUAGCAUGGGAUUCAUAGGUAGGGAGCAAUCUCAACGAUGAAUUUAUAAUUUAAUAGCGAAAAAUCUAUAGUUUAUAGACGAUAAAAGAUAAAAAUUUUAUUGAUGAAUAUGUUAUUAAUAUAUGAAUCUUUUUUUUUUUUCCUUAUGUUAUGAAUUUUUGCAGUGUAAUUUAUGAAAUUUAUGUAUACAUUGUAAAUGGCUCACAUGCUUAUGGGAAAAUUGUUGCAUUUUUUUUAAAGAAUCACAAUGUCUACUAUAUAUAGGUAGAACAAAUAAGAGAUCUCUGGCCAUAUCACUUUUCUAAUGAAAAUGGUCACAAGAGUACUGUAUAAAAUUAAUAUAAUAUAUUCUCUUAGCUA
Messenger RNA from Ricinus communis (castor bean), 2719 nucleotides. Its product is annotated as homogentisate 1,2-dioxygenase. Gene Ontology annotation, molecular function: homogentisate 1,2-dioxygenase activity. The record is from RefSeq and is a predicted model, not a curated record. Gene Ontology annotation, biological process: L-phenylalanine catabolic process. Bases 239 to 1438 code for a protein of 399 amino acids. Gene Ontology annotation, cellular component: cytoplasm. Lineage: Eukaryota; Viridiplantae; Streptophyta; Magnoliopsida; Malpighiales; Euphorbiaceae. The transcript is spliced from 9 exons.